This is a messenger RNA of Protopterus annectens (West African lungfish), 625 nucleotides long. RefSeq names its product NADH:ubiquinone oxidoreductase subunit B6 (gene NDUFB6). NCBI's taxonomy places the organism in Eukaryota, Metazoa, Chordata, Ceratodontiformes, Protopteridae. The record is from RefSeq and is a predicted model, not a curated record. Gene Ontology annotation, biological process: mitochondrial electron transport, NADH to ubiquinone; mitochondrial ATP synthesis coupled electron transport. The coding region runs from base 108 to 497 and encodes 129 amino acids. The transcript has 4 exons.
CAUCAUCAGAAAGCGUCCUUCUAGUUGGACCUAGAGUGUCUCCUGUGGUCGUAGUUGCAAGGUCGAGUAGUUAAUUAUUCUAUUAUCGGUUUCUUUUCUGAACCGAUAUGUCUGGCUAUACCCCUGAUGAGAAGCUCCGUACAGAGCAGCUAAGGAAACUUAGGAGGCAAUGGCUAAAGGACCAGGAGUUGAGUCCUAGGGAACCCGUUCGCCAAAUUCGUCCAGGACCUGUAGCAAAGUUCUGGGGAGGUUUUCUACAGCCGAAAAGCCUAUGGAGAAUCUAUACAUACAAAACAUGCAAAGGUGCCUGGUUGACUUUAACACGUUUCCUUAUACCUGCCUGGAUUGUGCACUACUAUGUGAAGUACCACUUAGCGAAAACUCCAUAUGGCAUUGUUGAAGUGAAACCGAGAUUAUUCCCAGGUGACAGAAUUCUGGAGACUGGUGAAGUAAUUCCUCCAUAUCCAGAAGAAGAACAAAGUCACAGGCAGCAUUAAGGACUACAUGCAUCAUCCAUUAAAGCAAUUUAGUGUACCCAUUUGAAUUAACUGAUCCACUUCUACAGGAAACUGCAUUUUGAAAUGUUUUAUUUAUAUCAAUAAAAAUAAUUUUCUGAAUAUUCAAA